This is a messenger RNA of Marmota flaviventris (yellow-bellied marmot), 1640 nucleotides long. It is a transcript of the gene Rbmx2, whose product is annotated as RNA binding motif protein X-linked 2. Gene Ontology annotation, cellular component: precatalytic spliceosome; U2 snRNP; catalytic step 2 spliceosome. The record is from RefSeq and is a predicted model, not a curated record. Gene Ontology annotation, biological process: mRNA splicing, via spliceosome. Lineage: Eukaryota; Metazoa; Chordata; Mammalia; Rodentia; Sciuridae. Gene Ontology annotation, molecular function: RNA binding.
GAAGUUAAUCCGCCGGUGUCGAGCGCGAAUUUGUGAAGAUGAAUCCUUUAACUAAAGUGAAGCUGAUCAACGAGCUGAACGAGCGAGAGGUCCAGCUUGGGGUGGCGGAUAAGGUGUCCUGGCACUCCGAGUACAAAGACAGCGCCUGGAUCUUUCUGGGAGGGCUUCCUUAUGAACUGACUGAAGGAGACAUCAUCUGUGUGUUCUCACAAUAUGGGGAGAUUGUUAACAUUAAUCUUGUGCGAGACAAGAAGACUGGGAAAUCCAAAGGGUUUUGUUUCCUCUGCUAUGAAGACCAAAGGAGCACAGUUCUGGCUGUUGACAAUUUUAAUGGGAUCAAGAUAAAAGGAAGAACUAUUCGUGUGGAUCAUGUGUCUAACUAUCGGGCUCCUAAGGACUCAGAAGAAGCAGAUGAUGUGACCAAAGAACUCCAGGAGAAGGGCUGUGGGGCUAACACCCCCUCAUCGAGUUCAUCUGAGAGUUUAGAAGAUGACAAACCCACAAAGCACAAAAAAGAGAAAAAGGAGAAAAAGAAAAGAAAGAAAGACAAAGAGAAGACUGACAGGGAGGUAAAAGCAGAGCAGCCAUCUUCUUCAUCUCUCGGAAGCAAGACAAUAAAAGAAAAGGAUGACCCUGCCCCUAAGAAACACAGCAGUAAGAACUCAGAGAAGGUUCAGAAGUCUGAAUCCAGAGAGGGACAGAAGCACUACCCACGCUCCCCUGAUGUCAAGACUUCCUGCCAUGUUAGAGCAGAGGGCCCAGAGAGGGAGCUCAAGAAGGAGAAACCCAAGUAUGAGCACAAGCCCUCAAGCAAGAAGGAGGCAAGAAAAGACAAGAAUAGGAAUAGGGAUAGAGGGCGAAGCUCAGACACACAUUCUAGCCGUCACAGUGGGCAUUCUGAAGGGUGGAGUCACAGAAGUAGAAGUAGGAGCCAUGGGCGUUCUGAAAGGUGGCAUCACAGAAGUAGAAGUAGGAGCCAAGGGCAUUCUGAAAGGUGGCAUCACAGGAGUAGAAGUAGGAGCCAUGUGUAUCCUGAAAGGUGGAGUCACAGGAGUAGAAGUAGGAGCCGAGUGUAUCCUGAAAGGUGGAGUCACAGGAGUAGAAGUAGGAGCCAUGGGCAUUCUGGAAGGCGGAGUCACAGAAGUAGAAGUAGUAGUCAAGAUAAAUCCCGUAGACAUAAAAAGGCCCAGCACUCCCGGGAGCGGGAGACUUCCAAUCCCAGUGAGCAUAGGCGAUACUGAAGCCUGUUCCAACUGCCCGGUUAAUUGAAAAAUGAAUUGUUUUUAAAAAACGUAAUCAGAUUCAGUUCUGCUGUUAAUAUUUCCAUAUAUAAAAUCUCUGUGACUGAGUUCUUUUAAUCCCUUCAUAGUAGAUUCGUUAAGAAAGUUGUAAUUUCAACAGCCAGUUAUCCCAAAUUUUUUGGUACUGUCCAUUGUCCCUGGGAAUAUACUUGGUACUUCAUCAGAGUAUGUGCCCUGAAUUUUAGUUCAUAAAUAUUAACCUAUAGACCCCAAUUUGAGGUGAAAUUGCCAGAAAGGGAGAAUACCAGAUAAUUCUAUAAAUGUAUUGUUUGCGGUAGGUGGUAUUUAGAGCCCGGGAAUAUAGGACCACCUCAGUGGCACAUGGAAUUAUAUAAAACU